CGCCCAUCCAUUUCCAGAAGUUCGCGUUGAGGCUACAUUGAUGAUGUUGCUCGGUAGAUUCUUCAAUUUCUAAAGUUUUUUUUUAAGCAAGCCUAUGUUCACUUAUGUUUUUUUAGUAAACACUGUUUGUUUCGAUUUUUUUUUUUUUUUUUUUUUUUUGGACUCAAUUUGCGAAUAUCUUUCCAGUUGUAGUGAAACUUUACCUUUUAAGGUUUGAUCGCAAACUUGACCCCGCUGUACGGACAAGUCUUGCUUCUUCACAAGGUCUUCUCCAAGUCUUUCAAAUUCCAAUUUCAAAGCUGAGGACGACGACAAGGAAACCAUACAAAGAAGCUCAAGCUCAAGAUGGGCUUUGUGGGUCUCGUUCAAUUUUCCCUUCAAUGCUUUGAUGUUCUUGCAUGGCCUCUACUUUCUCUAGUGUAUCCUCUAUGUUGUUCCAUUAGGGCGAUUGAGGCCAAUUCUGUUUCAGAUUCUCAGAAGUUGAAUACUUAUUGGGUUGUCUUCUCAUUGAUUCUGCUAUUUGAACAUGCAUUUAUGAAGCUCCUAAAAUGGCUCCCACUGUGGCCAUACUUUAGGCUAAUCAUUGUCUUCUGGUUGGUGAUACCUCAUUUCGGUGGUGCAUUUUAUGUCUAUAAACACCUUAUCUGUCCAUGCCUCUCCACGGACCUCAAAAUUGUUGUCAACUGGUUCAACAAGCAAAAGAAAUCCUCGUUUAACAGCGACAAUGUUUUUACCGAGGUGGAGAGAUAUGCACAGGAGAAAGGACCUGAGGCUCUAGAAAAAGUUGCUGCUUCCAAAUCUGAGAGAACAAAGUCAAAUCCCGAUGCGAAAGAGUUCAAAGCAGUUUCAUCUCUGGAGAACAGAGAGGUUAGUCAGGCAGAGCCUAAUCUCACUGGAACUGAAAACAGCAGAUUUCCCAGUACGGAUAUUAAAGAAAAGGCCAUUGGGAUUGCAUCAGAAGGAGGAAUUUUGAACAUUCCACCUUCAGAGAAGGUUCAGGAGUGGACAAGUGCAGUCAGUCAGGUAACGACCCAAAGUGAUACAACUUUUAACUCCUACCCGGACGGUAAAAUACACGAGGCUGUAUAUGAGAAACUGAAAAUAGAGAACAAAGCUGAAGCUAAGCUCACUCAGAUGAAAAAUGGUACAUUUGCGACCAUGGAGACUCAAGAAAAAGUUGUUGAGGUUGUUACAAGUAGAGAAGUUAUUGAGUCUGCCCUACAAGUCCAGAAAGAGUGGACUUGUGCUCUCUGUCAGCUAACAACUCAAAGUGAAGCAACUUUGAACUCCCACCUCCAAGGCAGAAAACACAAGGCAGCAUGUGUGGCACUGAAAGCAAAGAGCCAGCCAUUUGCGCCAAAAAUUGCCCCGGCUUCAACUGCAAAGGAAUCUAAUCAACCUAACAAAGAGCGAGGAAACAGGACGACGAGCAGUGCAUCAAAACAAAAAGUUAUUGUAGAUGAAAAGGUGCAAAGCCAGAAAAAUAGCAUUCCAACUUCAAGGACAAAGACUUCUGAUAAAUCUAGAAAGGAGCCAGCAGAAGGUGCAUCCAUCAAUGGAGGCCAACAACGAAAUCGGAAUGAGGUUCCAAGCAAGAAGGAUUAUCGUAUUUGGUGCAAAAUUUGUAAUGUGCACUGCCCUGGUGAGAUUGACUUGGCAUCUCAUAUCAGUGGAAGGAAGCAUGAGGAAAAUGUGCUACAACAACAACAGAAGGCAAAUAGUGUUCCAAGAAUGAAUGGUCCCCCUCUGUGGUGCAAGAUUUGUAAUGUGGGCUGCUAUACUGAGUUGGACAUGGUAUCUCAUCGUAAUGGAAGGAGGCACUUGGAUCUUGAAUCGACUGGAAUGUAGGGGUUGUGGACAGAUAAUGUUGGUUCCUGGCAUUACUCAUAAAGAUACUGUGGGGAAAAAAAAACAAUCAUGCUCAUGUAUUUUCUAAUUGUUUUCUCCUUUGUAGGAAACUUAGGAGAUGGCCUAUUUGCAUUUAGAGGUAGCUGGAUUUUACUACUGUCUUGUCAAGCCAGUGAAAAUUCAAAUAAACUAGUUGUGAACGUGUGGCCACAACAAGUUGUGAAUUUUGAAGAAUAGGGUUGACAGUGACACAAACACGAUCUCUUCUGACUUGUUAAAGUACUUCAUCAUAAACAUUUUGUUGAAAUUCUUUACACCAUGAUGUCGGAUUGUGGAAAAAAGUAUAGAAUCAAAUCCUUAUUAGGCCUCUAUUUCAACUUUCUAUUGCAACAUUUUUUGAUCAUCAAUGAAGUUGUUAUUUGACUGAAAA
Prunus persica (peach) is the source of this 2278-nucleotide messenger RNA. RefSeq lists its product as uncharacterized. The coding region runs from base 346 to 1848 and encodes 500 amino acids. Gene Ontology annotation, molecular function: nucleic acid binding; zinc ion binding. The transcript has 6 exons. NCBI's taxonomy places the organism in Eukaryota, Viridiplantae, Streptophyta, Magnoliopsida, Rosales, Rosaceae. The record is from RefSeq and is a predicted model, not a curated record.